Eucalyptus grandis is the source of this 5288-nucleotide messenger RNA. Its product is annotated as eukaryotic translation initiation factor 4G-like. Gene Ontology annotation, cellular component: eukaryotic translation initiation factor 4F complex. Gene Ontology annotation, molecular function: protein binding; mRNA binding; translation initiation factor activity. The record is from RefSeq and is a predicted model, not a curated record. NCBI's taxonomy places the organism in Eukaryota, Viridiplantae, Streptophyta, Magnoliopsida, Myrtales, Myrtaceae.
UUCUCUCUCUCCUCCCCCUCCCUCUCUCUCUCUACCCUCGCGCGUGCGCUUCUCAUGACCGCCGAUUGAAACCCUAGCUCGCCUUCCCCGGUCCUCCGCGGCUUCCUCCUCUCCCAGGGUCAGGGAUCGGCCCCGGAACGGAAAACUCGGCGCGUGGGAGGAUCUUUGCAGUGUCGGGAUAUAUGUCCUUCAAUCAAGCCAGGUACCAGAAGAGCGAGGCGGCGCAAGAUCGUAGAACCGGGCGAUCCGCGAGCUUCAACCAGCAGCGGAGCUCCUCGGGCGGUUACAGUAAGGGCGGCGGUGCCCCCGCCCCUCCCCCUUCUCUCUCCACCAAUCGGAGUUACAAGAAGUCGAAUAAUGCGCAGGGAGGCCAAUCUAGGGUAAACGUACGGCCUCCGAAUAUCCCCUCGGAGCCCGCCGUGGGUGCUCCUCCGACUCAGCAUAAUCUGCAGAAUGGCGCCCAUGUACAGCCCCAGCCCCAGCCCCAGUCGCAGGGACAAUCUGAUGCUGGACAUACGAGCGCCACUGCCAAGCCUGCUGAAACACCUCCAGCCUCCAAUAGAAGCACCCGAGCUCUUCCAAAGGCUCCAACUUCUCAACCACCCGCCGUGAGUUCGUCUGAAAUGCCGCCUCCUCAACACCCCAAAAGGAUUCCUGCCAGAACGAGCUCCGCUCCACCAAAUUUGGACGAGCAGAAACGUGAUCAGAAAAACUGGUCCACGGUGCCAGUUCCUCCUGCUCCCAAGCAUCCAUUACCAAAGCGAGAUAUGAGUGCUUCUGACCAUUCUAUUGCUGGGGACAGCCAUACUGUUUCGAAGGGCAAGAAGGAUCAAGUCCCGCCCAUUCCCCCAUCAGUACAAUCACAGAAACCUUCAGCCCACGCCAUAUCUGGAAUUCCCAUACAAAUGCCUUUUAACCAGCCACAAGUUCCUAUUCAGUUCAGUGGCCCCAAUACUUCGAUUCAGUCUCAAGGAAUGGCAUCUGCUUCCCUUCAAAUGCCAAUUCCAGUGCCUAUGCUACCUGUGGGAAGUGCUCCUCCAAUGCAGCAGCAGAUGUUUGUUGCGGGUCUGCAGCCCCACAUGAUGCAACCUCAGGGCAUCAUGCAUCAGGGUCAGGGCUUGAAUUUUGGGGCUCAAAUGAAUUCCCAAUUCUCCCCCCCGUUGGGAACCUUGGGAAUGAGUAUCGGUCCAUAUUCACAACAACAAGGAGCGAAAUUUGGUGGUGGUCUUCGCAAGACUCCUGUCAAAAUAACUCACCCAGAAACACAUCAAGAGGUGAGGCUUGAUAAACGAACUGAGGGGUUUUCUGAUGGAGUGCCAUCAAGCCGGUCUCAUCCAAACGUAUCUCCUCAAGCGCAACAUAUAUCUUCAUACCCACCAAACCAUCCAGUCAAUUAUUAUACGAACAGUUUCGGGGGCCCUGUAUACUACGCUGGCCCCAGUACUCAUCCUCUAUCUGGUACUCAGAUGACCCCCACCUCUCAGGCAUCAAGAUUUAUCAACCAAGGGACUGGCAUCUCUAUCCGAGCAGCUGUGGAGCCACCCAAGCAGGAUCAAAUGCAAAAUUCCCUUGCUCCUCCUUCAGCUCUUGCACAGGGGACAUCUAAGCCCAAAAUUGGUUCUGAUGGUGAAAAUAUUACUGGUUUAUCUUCUGCAAAUCUCUUACCUGCUUUUGAUAAGGUUGAAUCACCUGAUGCUGUCAACGUUUCUGCGAAUUCAGCAUCUAGAAAUUCUGAGGUUCCAAGAGGCCCAUUGUCGAAAGAACCUGGAAGUCAAUUAGGAGCAUUGCCAGGGCCUAACAAACAAUAUGUAGGGUCGACUGGUGCUUCUGGGGUACAUUCUGUAACCAGCUCUUCAACUGGCAAUCGCUCUUCCACUGAAGCAGCUUUGACUAAUGUCGCUGGAAGUCAAUUAGGAGCAUUGCCAGGGCCUAACAAACAACAUGUAGGGUCGACUGGUUUCUCUGGGGAACAGUCUGUAACCAGCUCUUCAACUGCCAAUCACUCUUCCACUGAAGCAGCCUUGACUAAUGUUGCUGGAAGGAGAAUGGAAAACCUUAGCAGGUCCAAUUCUAUCAAGAAUCAUGAGCAAGGAAAGAAAGGAGAUGACCCACAUCCAAUCAAGGUUGAUGAAGAAGGAAACUCAAUCUCAGCUGUAGCUUUACGGGAAUCCUCUCUUAGUGGGGUGCUUGAGAAUUUGGAAGCUAAGACAACUGACACCUGCCCAUCAGGAAUUUGUGAAGAUGUUCCAGAGUCUAGUUCUCAACAAUCAAUUCAAGAUGACUCCGCCGAGAAAAAUGAAAUUUUGGAUAAUACGGAUGCUGACAGGGGUGAACUAGAAAGUACAGGGCCUGUUGUUGAACAGCCGAAAGAGUCUGAUAGUUAUGUGGUUUCUUCUGUCUCAGUCUCUUUAGAACAUUCUGAUAUCAUCAGGGGGGGUGACCAGGAUUCUGCCCCAUUGGUCGAAGCUUCUGGGAAGGAGGUUCCAACUAGCACAACUGAAAGGACCGGCCUGGACGAAGAGAGAUAUGAUCGAGGUAUUGAUAAGGCGAAUUUGGAGAUGCCUACAUCCUCAUCUGUGGAUUUUAAAACCGGAGAAGCUACCCCUUGUGAUGCUGUUCCUUUAGCUAGUGUUCAUGGUGACAAUUCUUAUGCAGAUGCCUCUUUAAAUGGGAGGGAUGAGGUGAUCGACUCUUCUUCUGUUUCAAUGUCUGAGUCUUUGAAAGCAGGUGCUGAGGAUGAUGGUGAUAGGAAAAAGAAGAGGAAAGAAUUUCUCCUGAAAGCUGAUGCUGCUGGGCCAACUCUCGAUUUGUAUAUGGCUUACAAAGGUUCAGAGGAAAGGAAAGAAGCAUUUAAGUCCUCCAAAGGCACAGAGAUUCCUUCUGAGGACAUUCAUGACAACCAAGCAGCAGCUGAGACAUCUCCAAAAGAAGCUGUGGUUAGCGAUGAUGUUGAGCAAAUUAAAGCUGAGAUAGAUGACUGGGAAGAUGCUGCUGAUGUCUCUUCACCAGCAUUGGAACCUUCAACUAGCGGGCAACAGGUUGAUGUUUUUGUGCCUAGCAAGGAAAAUAGAAAUGGGUUUGUUGGAAGAAAAUAUUCUAGAGAUUUUCUUCUGAAAUUUGCAGAGAGAUGUACUAAUCUCCCUGAGAAUUUUGAAGUGACACAUGACAUAGCCGAGGCAUUCAAUCCUUCUGUUAAUGUUUCGCGUUUUGCUGACCGUGAUUCUCACCCCAGUCCUGGGAGAACGAUAGACAGGCAAAGUGGGGGUGCUCGGCUAGAGCGCCGUGGAAGUGGUUUGGUUGAUGAUGACAGGUGGAAUAAACUGCCUGGUGCUGGUCCUUUUGGAGGUCCAGGGCGCGAUCUGCGUCUUGAUGUGGGCCUUGGGUCUAACCUAGGUUUGCGAUCUGGCCAAGGAGGUAAUUACGGUGUUUUGAGGAAUCCUCGUGCACAGACUCCUGUCCAAUAUGCAGGAGGGAUACUUUCUGGCCCAAUGCAGUCCCCUGGAUUUCAGGGGGGAAUGCAGAGAAAUAACUCUGAUGCUGACAGGUGGCAGCGUGGUACUGGCUUCCAUCAGAAGGGUCUGAUGCCUUCACCUCAGACUCCAUUACAGGUGAUGCACAGGGCUGAGAAUAAGUAUGAAGUGGGUAAAGUUCAGGAUGGGGAAGAGGGUAAGAAGCAGAGACAGUUGAAAGCUAUCCUAAACAAGUUGACUCCUCAGAAUUUUCAGAAAUUGUUUGAGCAAGUGAAAGCAGUUAACAUUGACAACGCAACCACUCUUAGAGGUCUUAUCUCUCAGAUUUUUGAUAAGGCUUUGAUGGAACCCACAUUUUGUGAGAUGUAUGCUGACUUGUGUAGCCAUCUUGCUCAAGAGUUGCCUGAUUUCACUGAAGAUGAGAAUAGGAUUACUUUUAAGAGGGUGCUUUUGAACAAGUGCCAGGAAGAAUUUGAGAGAGGGGAAAGAGAGGAAGAGGAAGCCAAUAAAGCUGAAGAGGAGGGUGAGAUCAAACAGUCUGGGGAAAGAGAGGAGAAGAGAAUUAAGGCCCGAAGAAGAAUGUUGGGAAACAUCAGAUUAAUUGGGGAGUUGUACAAGAAGAAAAUGUUAACGAAAAUAAUGCAUGAAUGCAUAAAGAAACUGUUGGGGUUCAACGAGACUCCUGAUGAGGAGGACCUUGAGGCAUUAUGCAAAUUAAUGAGUACUAUUGGGGCGAUGAUUGACCAUGCAAAAGCAAAGGACCACAUGGAUGCAUAUUUUGACAGGAUGGGGAUUUUGUCAAACAACAUGAAUCUCUCCUCAAGGGUUAGGUUCAUGUUAAAAGAUUUGAUUGAUUUAAAAAAUAAAUGGCAGCAAAGGAGGAAGGUCGAAGGGCCAAAGAAGAUUGAUGAAGUUCAUAGAGAUGCUGCUCAAGAACGACAUGCCCAGGUUGGCAGAAAUUCUCGUGGGUCAGGGAUCAAUUCUUCAAGAAGUAGACAGCCAGUGGACUUCUCUUCAAGGGGCUCUAGUAUGUUGUCCUCUCCAAAUGCCCAGGUCAGUGGUUUCCGUGCGUUGCAGUCACAGGUCCGUGGGCCGGGCAGUCAGGAUGUUCGGUUUGAAGAAAGACAGCCCCAUGAGCCCAGGCCAUUGGCAGUUCCUUUGUCUCAAAGGUUAGGUGAUGAUUCUCAUUCAAUCACCCUAGGACCUCAGGGUGGGCUUGGCAGGGGCAUGUCUUACAGAGGGUCGUCAUCAAUGUCAAGCACUUCAGUAGCUGAUAUUUCCUCCAGCUUGAUGGACUCUCGAAGAAUAGCAGAUGGUUCGAAUGGAUUUAGCUCUGUAGAGAAGACAAGCCAUGGCUCAAGAGAAACUGGGACAAGUUCUAUGGCAGACAGGCUUUCAGGCUCUGGUGCUUAUGACCAAACCGGUGUGCAUCGUAAUAGGCCUGGCAGCCGAGAAGGUUUUGAUAGAUCUGGUGGAAAUUCUCCUUCACUACGAGUACAGGGAACGAGUUUCUCUCAGGAUAUUUCUUCGGAGAAAGUAUGGCCUGAUGAGAAGCUGAGAGAUAUGUCCAUUGCAGCAAUUAAAGAAUUCUAUAGGUACAUAUUAGUUGCCUUCUCUUUUGUAUAUUAUUGUCAGGAUUUAUCAUUUUGGGAGGUUCAACCGUCACUGGGAUGUCCAUUUAACGACUAUAUUUUGAGACUUCUUAUGUUAGGCCUUAAUAAGCAGCCAAAGAGAGGAGGAGAGAGAAGAAAAGGAGGGGAAGGGGUCGUUGAAUUGGGAAAUGUUUUUCAACACUUCAAUCAUUUCCUUCCCUCUUGA